Lycium ferocissimum is the source of this 807-nucleotide messenger RNA. Its product is annotated as 14 kDa zinc-binding protein-like. Gene Ontology annotation, molecular function: adenylylsulfatase activity. Gene Ontology annotation, biological process: sulfur compound metabolic process; purine ribonucleotide metabolic process. Bases 79 to 621 code for a protein of 180 amino acids. Lineage: Eukaryota; Viridiplantae; Streptophyta; Magnoliopsida; Solanales; Solanaceae. Gene Ontology annotation, cellular component: cytoplasm. The record is from RefSeq and is a predicted model, not a curated record. The transcript has 6 exons.
UACCAAAUGACCCGUUGCUUUUCUUUAUUUCCUCCAUGAGACCAACAAAUUACAUCAUUUUCAUUUUUCGUCACUCCCAUGGCUGCUAUGAGCUCUCUCUCACUUUUACGAGGUCCUCCUAUAGUGAAAGCUUUGGGUUUCAUAAAGGCAUCAAAUUCCAUACCAAGAAUUUUGCCCACUUGGCGUUAUCCACUUCAUUCUCACAGGUCUUAUGUAGCUGCUGCACAUGAUGAGGAAGCAGCUGCCAGGAGUGCUGCUGUAAAUGCUGAUACUGGAGCUACAACCAUAUUUGAUAAAAUCAUUGCAAAGGAGAUACCUGCCUCUGUGGUAUAUGAGGAUCAAAAGGUUCUUGCUUUUCGUGAUAUCAAUCCUCAAGCUCCUGUUCAUGUGCUUGUUAUCCCGAAGUCAAGAGAUGGACUAACAGAGCUUGGAAAGGCUGAACAAAGACAUGAAGAUAUAUUGGGUCACCUACUUCAUGCUGCCAAGAUAGUAGCGGAGAAAGAAGGCAUUGUAGAUGGUUUUCGAGUUGUCAUUAAUAGUGGUCCCUCUGCAUGUCAAUCUGUAUACCAUCUUCACUUGCACGUACUUGGCGGGAGACAGCUGAAAUGGCCUCCGGGUUAGAAUCAAGCUUGGUUGUGUUGCAAGUUUUCCAUUUCUCUGUAUUGAUGUAACAUGGCAUGUAAACUGAUGCUCAACUUCUGUGGCGUGCCGUUGUUAAAGCACUAUUAAUGUUAGAUGUGAUUCAAGUAUAUUUUAUGAAUGGCUCGAGAUAUUUUUCUUCAUUGCAUGAUUGCUGUGAAGUAUUCC